Messenger RNA from Cornus florida, 1276 nucleotides. Its product is annotated as auxin efflux carrier component 5-like. Gene Ontology annotation, cellular component: plasma membrane; endoplasmic reticulum. Lineage: Eukaryota; Viridiplantae; Streptophyta; Magnoliopsida; Cornales; Cornaceae. Gene Ontology annotation, biological process: auxin export across the plasma membrane; auxin polar transport. The record is from RefSeq and is a predicted model, not a curated record. The transcript has 5 exons. Gene Ontology annotation, molecular function: auxin efflux transmembrane transporter activity. The coding region runs from base 79 to 1155 and encodes 358 amino acids.
AAUUGUCCAAAACCCUAAACUAAGAAAGAUAUACAGACCCUUUCUAUAUAUUUAUAUAGAGACAACAUAUAAUUAAGAAUGAUAGAGUGGGGAGAUGUUUACAAGGUGGUGGUAGCCAUGACACCACUCUAUGUAGCUCUAUUUUUAGGUUAUGGUUCAGUGAAAUGGUGGCAUUUAUUCACACCAGAACAGUGCGACGCGAUAAAUCGCUUAGCUUGCUAUUUCACCCUCCCUCUCUUCACCUUUGAUUUCACAUCUCAUGUUGAUCCCUUUGCAAUGAAUUAUCCAUUCAUUGGUGCAGAUGUCAUCUCCAAAUGCAUUAUUGUGUUAGUGAUUGCCUUUUGGGCUAAGUGUAGUAGCAAGGGAAGCUAUGUCUGGUCUAUAACAAGCUGUUCACUCUCUACUCUAAGUAAUACUUUGAUUUUAGGUGUGCCCCUCUUGCAGGCCAUGUAUGGUCAGAUGGGUGAAGACCUCGUUCUCCAAUCAUCGGUCUUGCAGUCUAUCGUGUGGCUGACGAUACUAUUGUUUGUGUUGGAGUUCAGAAGGACCGGGGCGGACUUUGCUUCAAAUACAACUACCAGGGAUUCGAUUGAUCUCUCUGGCGAACCGGGGAAAGAUUUGGAAGGUGAUGAGCACAUUGUGGUGAGCAGUACUCGACCUUCUUUCUGGCAUCUGAUGAAGGUGGUUUGGAAGAAGCUGGUUAAGAACCCUAAUUUAUAUGCUUGUGUUCUUGGUCUUGCUUGGGCUUUCCCAUCCAGAAGGUGGCAUUUAAAGAUGCCAAACAUCAUUGAAGGGUCGAUAUUGAUCAUGUCAAAAGCUGGAACAGGCACUGCCAUGUUUAGUCUUGGACUAUUCAUGGCAUUGCAAAAGAAAGUGAUUGCUUGUGGUGCUAGUCUAACUGUGUUUGGAAUGGUUUUGAGGUUUGUUGCUGGACCUCUGGCAAUGGCAAUAGGUGCUAUCAUCGUAGGUUUGCGAGGAGAUGUCUUAAAGGUUGCGAUCAUUCAGGCAGCAUUGCCGCAAUCCGUCUCCUCCUUCAUAUUCGCUAAAGAAUAUGGAUUGCAUGCAGAAGUCAUUAGCACUGCCGUAAUCUUUGGCACAAUGGUAUCACUUCCGGUUUUAAUCGCUUAUUUUGCAGUUCUAGAACUUUUACCUUGAUUCUUCCUUUAUUAAACUCUCCAGAUAGGGAUACAGAGAGUUUUGUUAUACCUAUUUUCUUGUAUCCAAGAUUUAGUCAACUGUAUUGUUUUACCCUAAGCUAGAGGGAGUACUUCAAGAC